Messenger RNA from Theobroma cacao (cacao), 1085 nucleotides. Its product is annotated as ADP-ribosylation factor 2-B. Gene Ontology annotation, molecular function: GTP binding; GTPase activity. Lineage: Eukaryota; Viridiplantae; Streptophyta; Magnoliopsida; Malvales; Malvaceae. The record is from RefSeq and is a predicted model, not a curated record.
GACGGCAGAAAACGAAGGUGAUUGAUUGGCAUUUGGGAUUCAGAACGGGAGAAAACGACGGCGUUAGCAUCUAAGGGCUGGGGGCUGGGCAACAUUAAACGCAAAACCUAACGGCGUGAAAAAGGCCCCGUCAUCUGUGAUCUCGGAUUCCAUUCGCGUAAAUAAAUAAAUAGCAUUUGCUAUUUUACAUUGUUGUCUUUCAUUUCUUCCUCUCGUUCCUCGUUCCUGGGCAGCCUCUCAAUUCCUUCAGUUCCUCAACAUCUAAGAAAAAAAAGAUGGGGCUGUCUUUUGCUAAGUUGUUCAGUCGGCUGUUCGCCAAGAAAGAGAUGCGAAUUCUUAUGGUGGGUCUUGAUGCUGCUGGUAAGACUACCAUCUUAUACAAGCUCAAGCUCGGAGAGAUUGUCACCACCAUUCCCACUAUUGGGUUUAAUGUGGAGACCGUGGAAUAUAAGAACAUUAGCUUCACUGUUUGGGAUGUUGGUGGUCAGGACAAGAUUCGACCUUUGUGGAGACACUACUUCCAAAAUACACAAGGGCUGAUCUUUGUUGUUGAUAGUAAUGAUCGUGACCGUGUGGUUGAGGCUAGGGAUGAACUUCAUCGUAUGCUAAAUGAGGAUGAGCUGAGGGAUGCUGUGCUGCUUGUAUUUGCAAACAAGCAAGAUCUGCCAAAUGCUAUGAAUGCUGCUGAGAUAACUGAUAAGCUUGGUCUUCACUCCCUCCGUCAGCGCCACUGGUAUAUCCAAAGUACAUGUGCCACAUCUGGUGAAGGGUUGUACGAGGGACUGGACUGGCUCUCCAACAACAUAGCUAACAAGGCUUGAGGGAUGGUCAAGUUUGGGUGACAUCUUGGAGCAGCAAUCGAUAAUGUCGAAUUGGAAUGUUUUUAUAUGCUAUUUUGUGUUGAUGGGUUUUGGUUUUUCUUGCCUUGUAAACUUGCAAGAAUGUAUCAGAUUGUGGUUAGGAUUUUUACUGUACUAGAAAUGGGCAUUUUGCCUUGUAGAUUGAUUUCAAAUAAUCUUUGUCCAGAGUUAACAUAUUCAUUGUUAUCAGGUUAUUGUUACAUAUCAUGAUUUUUAUUUGUUCUC